Molecule: messenger RNA, 3032 nt
Organism: Colius striatus (speckled mousebird)
Lineage: Eukaryota; Metazoa; Chordata; Aves; Coliiformes; Coliidae
Gene: RASSF10
Product: Ras association domain family member 10
Exons: 1
Coding region: 102-1436 (444 amino acids)
Biological process (GO): signal transduction
Source: RefSeq, a predicted model, not a curated record
GGGCUGCGCCGCGCCGCGCCUGCCAGGAGCGCUGCCCAUGGAACGGCCGCCCGGCCAGCCCUGAGCCGGCGGCCCUGGCCGCCCGCCCGCAGCCGACCCCGAUGGAGCCCGAGGAGCGGAAGAUCUCGGUGUGGAUCUGCCAGGAGGAGAAGCUGAUCUCCGGGCUCUCCCGGCGGACCACCUGCUCGGACGUGGUGCGCGUGCUACUGGAAGACAGCCACCACCGGCGGCAGCGGCCGGCGCUGCCCGAGCCCGGCGGCGGGAUGCUGUCGGGGCCGCCGCACUCCUACUGCAUCGUGGAGAAGUGGCGCGGCUUCGAGCGCAUCCUGCCCAACAAGACGAAGAUCCUGCGGCUCUGGGUGGCGUGGGGGGACGAGCAGGAGAACGUACGCUUCGUGCUGGUGCGCAGCGAGGCCUCGCUGCCCAACGCGGGGCCGCGCAGCGCCGAGGCGCGGGUGGUGCUGAGCAAGGAGCGCCCCGGCCACGGCCUGGGGGCGGCCCGCGCCAGCCUGGCACUCACGCAGGAGCGGCAGCGGCGGGUGGUGAGGAAAGCCUUCCGCAAGCUGGCCAAGAUCAACAAGAGGCGGCAGCAGCCGCUGGCUCGGGAAGCCUCGUCGGCGGAGAGGAUGGAGACGCUGGUGCACCUAGUGCUCUCACAGGACCACACCAUCCGGCAGCAGAUCCAGCGGCUUCGCGAGCUGGACCGGGAGAUCGACAGGUACGAGGCCAAGAUCCACCUGGACCGCAUGAAGCGGCACGGCGUCAACUACGUGCAGGACACCUACCUGGUGGGGGCCGGCGGCGGGGAGCCGGAGCCGGGCCGGGAGCCGGGCGGGGCGGCCCAGCCCGCUGCCGGCCGCCCCGAGGAAGACUACGCUAGGAAGUGUGAGGAGGUGCUGCAGCUGCAGGAGCAGCGAGCGCAGCAGGAGGAGCUGCUGGAGCACCUGGCCGCGGAGAUCCAGGAGGAGCUCAACGAGCGCUGGAUGAAGCGGCGGCGGGAGGAGCUGGAGCUGGCAGCGGGGCCCGGCCUGGCCGAGACGGACUGCGACACCACGGAGCUGAGCGGCGGCGGCGAGGGCGAGCUGCACCUGGAGCACGAGCGAGUGAAGACCCAGCUGAGCACCAGCCUCUACAUUGGCCUCAAGCUGAGCACGGACCUGGAAGCCGUCAAAACCGACCUGGACUACACGCAGCGGGCGUGGGAGGACAAGGAGCGGGAGCUGCAGCGCUUGCUGGAGACGCUGGGCACCCUGGACGUGGCGGAGGCGGCGGCGGAGCCGCGCGGGGCGGCGGGGAGCAGCGCGGCCGGCUGGGUGGAACAGGCGCGGGCGCUGCGCAAGGACCGCGCCGACAACGGCGAGGACUCGGACACGGGGCUGAGCUCCAUGCACAGCCAAGACUCGGACUCGCUGCCCGUCUGCGAGUCCCUCGUUUAGCACCCGCCUGGCAGCAGAGCUCGGUCCGGUGCCCUCCCCGUCCGCUGGGCAGCGCGGCACAGGCGCGGCGGGCGGAGCGGAGCCGCAGUGCCGGGACAGAGCGAGCUGCAGGACUGCAAGAAAACUCGCUGAAGGAGGCAGUCACGCCGAGGAAACAUUUUAAUUUUAGCUUUUGCGUUUAAACUUGUUCUAACUAGUCAUCCGCGGGCAGCACUUAGGCUGGUGCGCCGGUACUUUUAUCUGAGGAAGAAAAACCCACAACGUGUUUGUGUUUCACUCACGUCGGGGGUUGCUUGCUCCCUGCUUCCCUCCGAAGGCUUCUUGCUGGGCCUUUUAAGGCUGUGGCUCCCCACACUACCCCACAGCAGCACAGGCGCUCCAGGGAUGCUGCUCACGAGUGGAGCACUGUAAACCAGUUCUCUCCUGAACAGUUUCUCAGCAUAGAAAAGUUAGAUGGGAAUAGUGGCUGUUGUUUAGUAAUACACCCAGCUCUCCUUCACAGGUGAAAAGGCACUGAGACUAAAGCUGCUGCUUGUUUAAACACUACAGAAGAGGUAUCAGUGCUAUUGCCACUGACCCUGGGAUCUCCCAGAGUGGAAGGUUGUGCAGUUUUGGCAACAACAACAAAUUGCUUUUUUAAAAACAACCUGAAUCAAAAUGCAGAGUAAGAUGUUGUAUUAACUGCUCUUUGUAGUGCUUUUUCUUAUGCAUAGGUAAGAGUGUGCUUUGUUUAAAGGUAUACUAAGGAAUCUAUUAGAUCAAUGGUCCUGGGACAGUCAUUGACAGUAACGAGCAGUGCUUGUAUGUAUACAGCCUUCAACUACUACUUUUUUUUCCCCACUAGACUAACUGCUAUUUGACUGAGCAUGGUUGUAGAUAAGCAAAGAAGCAGCUUGAGCUACCAUUUUUAAUGGUUCAUAUCAGGCCAAGAGAUACAAUGAUGUAAGCAUGACUCAAGCCCUGCCUGCACUACAGCUUAAUCUUUUCAGUUAUUCCAAUGAAAAAAAAUACAGCAUCAGCUGUAACAUGCAUUUCAUUUAACUGCCAAAUCUUCCUCUGCAGCUUAACUCUCACUGAAAAUGUAUGAUCUGCUCUGUAAGUGACAUUAAGGAUUCUUGUAUCACAGAAUAAUUGCAGAAACACUGAGCAGUGAGAGACCAGAGAACGUCAAGUCAGGUCUGACUGAUGGAGUAAAUUUUUAGAAACUUCUGACAUUAUUAUUUAUGUAGGGCUAUUUAUGAAAGUGUUCAUUUAAGGGAUAAGGUAUAAAAAAGGGGUACACUAAUAGACACGUUUUUAUUUGUGGUAAAGACCUCACACCUUCUUCACCUGAAGACCAGGUUCCACCCUUUUGCGACGUUCUUGCUGGUAGGAAUUCUGGACUAGACUCUGCAACUGGUCUAGUUUGAAAGCAAUCUGAGAAAUACUGUAUGUGAAUUGGUUGAGGCUGUACAAUUCCCUGUAUGCUAUAAUUCUUGACAAAUGUUAUUCCACUGAAGGGGUCUCAGUUAUAACAAACUGUGGUUUAUUUUAAACACAGAUGAUAUAAUUGUUUUUCAUAUUAUGGUCCACCUUGGAAAAUAUUUAAGAACUUAU